GCUGACAGGUGCCGAGCUAGCGUUAGUGAAUCCCUUCUCUCUAACACUCCCCUGCAGGUUCAAACUUAAUUUCAUGGAAAAGUACGGGGAGAAAUCUCACUUGGUGCUGGAAAAGAAGCGCAAUAACUAUUUGCUGUCGCAAGCAAGCUGGAUGCCUCAGCCACCCACGUCGGACGUAGGGAAAAGCCCGCCCCCUGUAACCGAUGACAGUAGCACCACAAAUUCCCACUGCCACAACAACAGCAAGACGCUUGAGCAGAGGCAUCAUGAGCGGAAGCAAGCUCAGAGGAGGCUGGCUCUGGCCCUGGUCAUCUGCAUCAUCUUCCUGGUCGGAGAGGUGGUCGGUGGAUAUUUGGCACGUAGUUUGGCUGUGAUGACUGAUGCGGCACAUCUUCUCGCCGAUGUCACAAGUUUUCUGAUUAGCUUGUGCUCAUUAUGGUUAUCGUCAAGGCCAGCAACCAAGAAAUUGAAUUUUGGAUGGUACAGAGCAGAAAUUCUUGGAGCACUCUUCUCAGUGAUCAUAACUUGGCUUGUAACAGGAAUCCUGGUCUACCUCGCUUGUGAACGGUUCAUCAAUGUUGAUUAUGAAAUUAAUGGAGUGGUCAUGGUUAUAACAUCUGCCUGUGCAGUGGUAGCAAACAUAAUAAUGGGGUUGGUACUACACCAACACAGUCACGGUGCAACGCAACUCCAGCAUUCAGUGGAAGGUAACCACCAUCAUCGGCCAAAUGCCAGCAUUAGAGCGGCGUUCAUUCAUGUGGUGGGAGAUUUCUUGCAAAGCAUUAGUGUGUUAAUCAGUGCACUGGUAAUUCUCUUCAAGCCCCAAUACAAAAUAGUUGACCCUAUCUGCACGUUUAUUUUCUCUCUGUUCGUGUUAGGAACAACUUUCAAAAUUCUGCGCGAUAUUUUGGUGGUGCUGAUGGAAGGCACACCACUUGGACUUAAUUAUAACGUUGUGAAAGAAAAGAUCCUGGCAGUUAAUGGAGUGAAGGCAUUGCACAGCCUUCACCUCUGGGCUCUGAGCAUGAACCAGGUUGUUCUUACAGUUCACGUUGACACUGUUGAUACGGUGGAUCCACAACAGGUUCUUAAGGAACUUACUCUGCUGGUUUACAAGACUUUUAAUGUUCACUCUGCCACGAUUCAAGUGGAGCAGCAUUUGGAUCAAGAACCAGAUUGUUGGUAUUGCCAAGAACCCAAAGAUUAAAAUUGUAUUAAGCAAUUGUGUUUUUUUUUUCAUUAGCUUAUUCUAUGUUUCGUAAAGGCAGUUCCAUUGGCCUUCAGUGCAUCCACUUUCAGUUAGCGAACCUCACCAAAAUCCAAGAAAAUACAUGUGGUGUUUGCGUAUCAAUA
This is a messenger RNA of Amblyraja radiata (thorny skate), 1353 nucleotides long. Its product is annotated as zinc transporter 8. Gene Ontology annotation, cellular component: plasma membrane. Lineage: Eukaryota; Metazoa; Chordata; Chondrichthyes; Rajiformes; Rajidae. The transcript is spliced from 8 exons. Bases 74 to 1207 code for a protein of 377 amino acids. The record is from RefSeq and is a predicted model, not a curated record. Gene Ontology annotation, biological process: response to zinc ion; response to glucose; insulin secretion. Gene Ontology annotation, molecular function: zinc ion transmembrane transporter activity.